Molecule: messenger RNA, 1689 nt
Organism: Epithele typhae
Lineage: Eukaryota; Fungi; Basidiomycota; Agaricomycetes; Polyporales; Epitheliaceae
Exons: 7
Coding region: 1-1689 (562 amino acids)
Source: RefSeq, a predicted model, not a curated record
AUGUCGAGCCCUCAGGCGCCCCGUCCCCCGGCAGUCCCCUCACCAACGUUCCGCACUCGUCCGACCCGCACAACGUCCGCCACGAGCCAUGUCCGCCAGCUCACCCGUCGCCCAUCCCUGUCGGGCGUACCGCUGACGAACCCGGUCACCGGCGCAGCAAAGACACAACGGACAUCCAAGACCACCCAGAAGCUUGUUGUUCUUCCCUCCGCGCCACAAACCAAGCCUCCUCCACUGGACGCGGACGACGAUGAAGAAGCGCUGCACGGAUACGAGACAGACCAGGGGCUGCGGGAGCACAAGAGCGCGGGAGAGCGGAUGAACAAAGACCAGCGCGAGAAGGCAGGGUUCAGACGCAUCACGGCGUACUGUGUCGCAGAGAGCUUCAAAAUGAAACUCCUCGCCAGCUUCUUGAAGCGCGAGCACAACGUCAAGCCUCGCGUGUUCGAUGAAGCCAUGUAUGUGAUGUAUCAUCUCCCCCUUCUUCCCGGCUAUGGCCCUGGAUCCAAUAUUCGGUCGUCUGCGCCUCCCACUUCGCCUGGAAACGAGGAUCCUAGCUCUGGUCUCUCAGAAGCGGAAGACGAGGGCUACCAAGGUGGCUAUUUUGCCUCACUAGACCCCUCCACUUCCCCAGGUAUAGACGGGUUCAUUCCCUCUACUUCACCGGAGACCAUGACCCAUCGUCCGUCGGCACCAACGCCUGAAGGCCCGGGGGUGGUCUCAGAAGUCGGUCAGAUCGCCCGCUCACAGGAUGGUGCUCCCUUUCUCAGCCCAGAAGACAGUCAUCCGGUGAUCAUAGCGCCCCGAAGACAGAAUUUUGGACGGCCUCGGAAGACCCCCCGGCGUACCAUCACAACAGACGAGCAGAACUUCGCGGAGGCGAUUUUCUUCCAGUAUGGCGUGGUCGUUUUCUUCGGAAUGCGGGAAGAUCAAGAGUUGAGCAUCCUCGAGGAUGUGGAAGCUGGCCUGAACAUGGUGCGGAAGAUCCCUUUCGACGACUGGGAAGUCGAAGCGUUCCACUAUGCGCAUGAACCGAACAUUGCGUUUCCCCGCAUAUACAACGACUUCUUUACAUUCAAGACCCAUUCCCACCUCCUUCAACUGUCAGUUGCACACGCGCUGGCCCAGUCGACUCUCCUUGCCCACUACGAGACCAUGGCCCACCGGAUCCUUUCCUCCCCCCGUACGCGCUCCAUCCCCGCUCAGCUCGCUGCAACAGGCGUUCUCGCAAUCCCCCGCAAGGAGGCGCUCAAGCUCACUGGCCGUCUCUUUACUCUUCGUCGCGACAUCAACCUCGUGAGCAACGUGCUUGACGUACCGGAGCUGUUCUGGGACGAAGCUAGCCUCAAGGCUCUAUACGACGCGGUGCGGGAGUAUAUGGAGAUUGAGCCGAGGGUUCAGGUUUUGAACGAGAAGAUCGCAGUCGCCGAGGAUCUGCUUAGUGCGAUUCAUGAUCACCUAAACAACAACGCGAUGGAUCGAAUCACUUGGAUCAUUAUCUGGUGCGUGCUCAUCGUGGUCGCGUGCAUGGUGGAAGUGGGCGAAGUCGUCGCGCGUCUUAUUGUGCACGCCACAAUGGGGUCUGAGGACUCUGUUGUUCCGACCGCCGCACAGGUGCUCAACAACAUGAGUCGUGAGGACGCCAUCAUGGCGCUCGAACGAAUUGCCCAAGGACUGUCUCCGUUGUAG